AUGGACAUGAUAUUUGAUCACGAAACGGUCACAGACCAAUCCGAACUCCUCCCUGUCCAUGGCAGCUAUCAAAGCCUAAUUCCAGAUGAGCUUUCUGCUCAACUGGACCUUUCCUCAUUGCCUGGCGUUGACUCUUUCGGUUUUCCUGCGCACCCUCAGCCGCCAAACAGCACAGUCCACGCCGCUGCGAACAGCGUCGCCUCUGGGGUGCCGCCUGCCAAGCCCAGCCACGGCAAGCGCUGGCAAAUCCCCGAUGCGAAGUGGGAGGAACACAAAGAUACUCUGUACAGGCUGUACAUCGUGGAGGGUUUGACCCUGGAGAAGACCAUGGCGGUGAUGGAGAAGUACCAUGGCUUUCAAGCGUCAAGAAGGAUGUACAAGGACCGCUUCAAUUCUUGGAGGAUGUUCAAGAAUUUAAGAAAGAACGACGUUAAGGACGUUGCCCGACAGCUGAAGGAGCCGCAGUGCCGUGACAGUGAGAUCUUGAUCUCCGGCAAGAAGGUCUCUAUGGCGAGAAUGCAACGCUACUUGAACCGGCAUGGCGAAUCCAACCUGGAAAACGCAAACAUUAUUCCGAAGACCCUCGAAGUCAACAGUGUGGGCUCGACCAUGGGAACCGCAGCAAAGAAAACUCCACGCGCUCUCUUGCUCGGGGUUGAUGUCAAAGAUCCUUUUGAUGUUCAAUCAUUUCGCGCCCCCCAUGGGGAGGGAAUCUCUGUGGGUGAGUUGCUUGUCCUACGAACGAAAGGCGCCACGCAGAUUAUGGAUGAGGAAGUCGACGAGGGAAUCUUGAGUCUUCAAACUGCAUUCACCGGGUUGCGAGAUUUCUACAAGCCAUCCCAUCCCAGCGUUGUACAAACUGCUUGGUGUUUGGCUGAGGGUUACGUCCGGAAUCAAGAGAUAGAGAGCGCAGAUGAGAUCGUCAACUGGAUUUCCAGUGGCUAUAGCCAAGAUCUGAGUCUCUUCCACCCUCGAACGUUGGACCACUACCUAAGCGUUGUCAAAAUGCUUCAGGAGUGGGGGCGAAGCCAGGACGCCAGAUCGUUGGGGUUUCGCCUCUUUGCUGCGAUCCGUGACAAAGCCCCCUCGAGCAAGGUUGUCAUGGUCCGCCAGUCCUCGGAGCCUGACUGCGAGUUCUGUAGUAUUGCUGAUGACGCUGAGUUCCAGCAAAUCUUCGAUGAGCGCUCAGACAUGGACGAAGUCGACCAACAGCUCAAGCUUGCUAGCAUCUGGUCUGCGGCCAGGCUCCCUGGUAUGCAGCCAGUGAUGGAGAAGCUGAUUUUGCGGUUUUCUUCGCUUAGCUCGGUCCUGAGAGGCUGGGAGGUGAAGGCUAGAUGCAUCUACAUCAGGGCUUUGAACGACGAAAAAGCCUACGACGCUGUCAGGUCGGAGUGCAAACUCGCCCAGAGCACACUGAGUGACCUGAUCCGUCACGCCAAUCCGCCAUCUACGGCAGAUCUCAUCUGUCUUUGUGCAGAGGUGUUGCGCAUAUUCCACCGAGUGAAAGACACUUCUGGAAUCGAGAAGGUAGAGAAAUGGAGAAAGAACCUGUUGCUUGGCCUUGUCAAACCAUUUGAAGGAACUGGAGGCCGCACCAACUGUUUGGGCUCCAUCAGCCACUUGUCAGAUAUCGGCUUGGGCUAUCAGCGCCGCUUCAAGCAGAUAGAUGCCGAGAUUUGGUUUGAGUGGGCGAACAAACUCUCGGCCCAUGAGCUCGGGAGUCACAGCCUCAUCUCACAACUUCUUGAUAGGGCGGUUAAGGAAAGGUAUUAUGAUGAUAGUCAAGUACUUGGUAGUGUUUAG
Fusarium falciforme is the source of this 1803-nucleotide messenger RNA. RefSeq lists its product as hypothetical. The transcript is spliced from 2 exons. Lineage: Eukaryota; Fungi; Ascomycota; Sordariomycetes; Hypocreales; Nectriaceae. Bases 1 to 1803 code for a protein of 600 amino acids. The record is from RefSeq and is a predicted model, not a curated record.